Molecule: messenger RNA, 1413 nt
Organism: Dufourea novaeangliae
Lineage: Eukaryota; Metazoa; Arthropoda; Insecta; Hymenoptera; Halictidae
Gene: Coq9
Product: ubiquinone biosynthesis protein COQ9, mitochondrial
Exons: 5
Coding region: 65-946 (293 amino acids)
Biological process (GO): ubiquinone biosynthetic process
Cellular component (GO): mitochondrial inner membrane
Molecular function (GO): lipid binding
Source: RefSeq, a predicted model, not a curated record
UGUUCUCACAAGCGAAAUCUUACAAGUGGAAUAGAAUAAUCACGGUUUCAUUGUGUGCGCAUAUAUGCGCGACAAGUAUUUAUUUAAACCGAUUGAUAUGGCUAUGUCUAGUAUUUUAUUAAUGCGGAAGGGUCUUUCAGUGAACGGUUUUAGAAGUUUAUGGACAUGUAGGAUACUGCUCGCAGAACAAACUAAAAAUACUACCACACAGCAGUCGAGUCAGGACCAGAGUAAGGAUAGCGACGAGGAUUAUGAGAAAAAUAUCAAAUCAAAGAUUCUUAGUGCAUCUUUAAAGUUUGUGCAUGACCUGGGCUGGAGCCAGCAAGCCAUCAGUGCUGGUGCCGAGUCUAUUGGAUAUCCUGGUGUGAUUCAUGGACUGUUUCCCAAUCGAGGAGCAGACUUGGUUCAGUAUUUUUACCUGACGUGUAACAGUGAAUUGAACAAAAUCCUUAAGGAACAAGCGCUUGCUGCUCAAGAUGGUCCUACCAAAGAGAAAAAGACAUUGGAAUUUCAAGUACGAGAUGCUGUGGAGACAAGGCUUAGAAUGGUGAUCCCGUACAAGAAAACUUGGCCACAAGCUUUAGCUCUUAUGACGCUUCCUCCUAAUGUACCAAUGUCCCUGGCUAAUUUGCUCACAUUAGUGGACGACAUUUGUUAUUAUGCCGGUGAUAGAUCAGUCGAUAUUAACUGGUAUACCAGAAGAAUAGUACUAGCAGGUAUUUAUAAGACCACGGAGCUGUACAUGUUACAAGACAACAGCGAAGAUCAUAUACACACUUGGAGCUUCUUGGAAAGGCGAAUAAAAGAUGCGACUCAAAUUCAUUCUAUCCUUACAACAACUUCUGACAUGGCUCUACCAGAACAAGCUCUCAAUCGUGCCACUGAAACAGCUAAUGCCGCUUUUGUUACGGCACGUAAUAUACUUGGACUGAAUUGGAAUAGAUAAACCAAUUUAAUGAUAGAAAAAGAAUAAAUUAUUUUUAGAGAAAAAUUAAUUAUAGUAUUGUUUCUGAAUGUAUUCACAGCAAGUAAAAAAUACAUUUAAGGAGUCACGUGCAUGUACCUUCGUUUUAUAUCAACACAAUAAUGUUCAAGACUAGACACACGGUUUUAUGUUGAAUUAACAGUCAUGGCUAAUUUAUUUUAGCAGUAUGUGUUUUAACAAGGUCUGUACAUAUUUGAUGUCAAAUUUAAUAAAUCUGAGCUAUUUUCAUGCGAGAUAUAAAGUUAAAAAUGGUUAGAAAUAAAUUUAACAGUAUUUAACAAUUACCCUGCAUAAUUGUGCGAUUAAUUAAGGCAACAUACGUUUCGUCUUUAUAUAAAAUUGUUUGAUCCCUCUAUAGAGACACGAGAUCAAUUUUCAUCCUUAAUAUUCAAUUGAGCAGGAGACUAUGUUAUAAUAAAAAAUAUACA